Molecule: messenger RNA, 1858 nt
Organism: Lates calcarifer (barramundi perch)
Lineage: Eukaryota; Metazoa; Chordata; Actinopteri; Centropomidae
Exons: 6
Coding region: 158-850 (230 amino acids)
Source: RefSeq, a predicted model, not a curated record
UUCCUCUCAUCACUGUCUCCGCUGUGCAGUGAGAGGGUGUCACAGAGCCAGGUCUGCAGGGCGGGACCGCGGGAUAACGAGGAAAUAAGUUGUCGCUGCCACCGGUGAGCUCAUUCACUGAGACGCUCCCAGAGGCUGCGGGUCCGCUGCAGACAGCAUGAAACUGAAAACCGUCCUCCAGGUGCUCCGCGAGGUUCUCUCUCUAGGUCUCGUGGCUCAGCUGAUGGUUGGGCCUCCUCCGGCUGCAGCGGCGUCGCCUCUGAGCUGCAGCGUCACACCACAACCGGACGGUUCGUUCAGGUACCAGGUGUCUCAGCCGCCCAGGUCGUCCAGGUGUGAGACGCUGUGGGAGAGGGAAAACACGACCUGCAGGGCCGCUGUCUCCCUGUGGUCCAGCUCUGAUCGUCUGUCCGUUGUCUUCCAGCGCACCGUCUUGGCCUUGAACUCCCGUUUCGUUCCACACCUGGUCCAGAAUCUCACCGAGCAGUCCAUCACCCUGAGGGACUGUCUGGACUUCCUGUACUACAGAGUGGACUGUCCUCCUGUCGGGGUCGACUGGGAGGAAACAAACUGCUCGAUGAACUGCAGCCGCUUCUCACACCUGGACUUUCACCCACCCGCCGGGAACUGUUUCUUUGGCAGCUGGUGUCCGGACGAGCUGACGGCCGCUCUCAUCAUCGGCGCUCCAGCUGCCGCCGUCGUCCUGGCUCUGACCGUCUGCUUCGUCGUCUCCAAACGCAGAAACCGAACAGGAGCGGUGACUCUCACGGCUUCGUACACGUCUGUGAACGAGCAGGUUAAGAUGGAGAGUCCACAGUUAACAAAUAUAAACAGAGUGGAUGGAGACUGACUGCUCCUGUGUAUCAGAGCAGACCCAGGCUAAACAUGGCCGCUGCUGUUUGACAGGAUGAUCGCAAUAAUAAUAAUAAUAAACCUAUUCAGAGGCGCCUUAUACACUUGUACGUUAAAAAUAAAUGAUGUGAAAUGUGCAUCUGAUAGGACGACUAAUAUAUAUUUCAUUAUAUUUGAAAAAUAUUUUAAUCUAAAGUAGUUUUAGCGUCAGUUUUAAACUUGCUCAGGAAUGUUGGUCCAUUUCUUUUUCUUUUUAAGAACAAAAAAACAUCUUAACGUGCCUAAGGGAUCAGUCCAGGUCUGUGAAGAGACCAGGACCAACUCGUUUAGUGUUUAAAGCUCAGGAAACAUCCACAGUGUUAGAGUGGUACAGAGACAUGCUUCUCUCCAUUCACAAAAAACUAACAGUCAUCACUGUGAAGCAGGAAGUGACUGCAGUCGACUCGUCACCUGUGGGCAAGUAUUGCAAGACUCCUGCUUUACACAGAGCCAGUCUUUAUGCUAAGCUAAGCUAACCAGCUGCUGGAUGUGGUUCAUAUUUACUGUGCAGACAGGACAGAGGUGUGAAUAUCUCACCCAGCGUGACAGAGAGGGGAACCUCAAAGGUCCACAUUUAAAGUCAGGGAGAAAAGCAGAAGUGAAGAAGUGAGAUGGACUGAGCGUCUCUGUGGUUCAGCUCAGUGAACAGUGAGGGUAGUUCAGAUUUCCUCUCAGGAUUUCCUCAAAUGACUUGUCAGCAGGCUGUUCAGUGUAGAAACUCCUCCAUCUCCUACAGGACGAGGCAGGAGAACCAGGAGCUAAAUUCAAAUUCAAAUCUUCUGUCCUGAAAACAGCGACCUCCAGACGACCUCCAGACGACCUCCAGACGACCUGACCACGUGUUUACACCUUGAGUUUCUGUCGGUUUUUCCUUCUGUUCUGUGCAGAGGAGGUGCUGUGAGAUUCUAUCACGUGCUGUUUGUUUGUGCUUACAUGUUUUCUACUUAAUAAAAGGAUGUGAACUGUG